AUGUUUUUCGCCCGGCGAUCGGUAGCUUCGGCGCGGCUGAUGCUGCGGAAUCAGCAGCCACGACGAUUUGACUCCCAUGCAGCUCAUCAUGCUGCACCUGUGAACGAGAGCUUCGGUCGCAGUUUCUACGUCGCCGUGGGUACCUUCGCCUCCUGCUUCGUCCUCUACCGAGUCACCAAGUCUACCGAGGAGUCCGGCUCCCAGUCUUGGAUCUCCGGCCUCAUUGAGAAAUGGACCCCCUCAGAGCAAAUUUUCGAGCAGAGAAACGCCAUUCACACAGCCGCCAUUGAGAAGGCCGCGCAGGACCGCCUUCUGUUUUUCAGUCAGGGACCCCGGCCUACCUAUGAAUUGAAGCACCAAGAGGUCAGCUUCCACCCCGGACCUCCCUACAAUGUUAUUGCUGGUGAAGCCGCGGACCUGACCAAGGUUGUCGCCCACUACGAGCGCGAGAACCAGGAGGCUGAGACUGCCCGUGUUGCCCGCAUGCAGGACGGCAAGGUUGUUUCCCUAUACGAAUAG
Aspergillus ochraceoroseus IBT 24754 is the source of this 519-nucleotide messenger RNA. Its product is annotated as putative NADH-ubiquinone oxidoreductase 178 kDa subunit. NCBI's taxonomy places the organism in Eukaryota, Fungi, Ascomycota, Eurotiomycetes, Eurotiales, Aspergillaceae. The transcript has 3 exons. The record is from RefSeq and is a predicted model, not a curated record. Bases 1 to 519 code for a protein of 172 amino acids. Gene Ontology annotation, cellular component: mitochondrion.